Molecule: messenger RNA, 2278 nt
Organism: Spizellomyces punctatus DAOM BR117
Lineage: Eukaryota; Fungi; Chytridiomycota; Chytridiomycetes; Spizellomycetales; Spizellomycetaceae
Product: aspartate-tRNA ligase
Exons: 1
Coding region: 98-2149 (683 amino acids)
Biological process (GO): aspartyl-tRNA aminoacylation
Cellular component (GO): cytoplasm; mitochondrion
Molecular function (GO): aspartate-tRNA ligase activity; ATP binding
Source: RefSeq, a predicted model, not a curated record
GGCCACGACGAUACGGUGCUGGAGCCCAUGUCCUCGCGGAGUAGACGGUCGUCCAUUUUUCACUGGAAUUCCAAAGCGAAGUACUAAAGAAAAGAGAAUGUUGCGGAACGUUGGCCGUCCAGGGACGUCCCGUUUCUUGUUCCCAAUGCGAACGAUUCCCGAAGCCUUAGAGCCUUCCCUAAGGCGAUGUGCUUCACAACGACGGCAACCAACAGUGUACCUCCAUAUACCACACGUACGUUCGCACACCAGUACUUCGACUGCACUCUCAAACUCUCAGAACUGCUGGUCGGACCGGUUUCACACAGUUGCUGGUGAUAGACGGACACAUCGGUGUGGUGAUAUCCGUUUGUCCGAUGUGGGCAAGGAGGUUGUGUUGUGCGGAUGGGCGCUUUCACCCAGAAAGAUUGGGUCGGAUAUUGCCUUUCUGCCCAUCCGUGAUGCAUCUGGCGUGGCACAAUUGGUGCAUGAGAUGCCGGGUGCAAUCUCACAAGCAGAUACGACUUUACGGGAAUUGCUCUUGUCUCUGUCGCCAGAAACAAUAGUAUGCGCUACUGGGCUGGUACGCAAACGACCGGUGGAUGCGGUCAAUUCUGAUCAAUCCACUGGGGAGGUGGAGGUACUCUUGAGGUCCUUCCAAGUUUUGAAUCCAGCAGACCCACUUCCAUUUUCUACCUCUGCACGCGCAAAGCCUCCCACUGAGGAAACUAGGCUAAGAUAUCGGUAUGUCGACCUGCGUAGGCCAGCUUUACAGGAGAAUAUUCGAAAGCGGUCCAAAGCAGCGCACGUGGUUCGGAAUUUUCUCCACAAUCAAGGGUUUGUCGAAGUGGAAACUCCAUAUCUAUUCAAAAGCACACCAGAAGGAGCUCGGGAGUUUCUCGUCCCGACCAGAAAUAAAGGACAAUUCUAUGCACUUCCUCAAAGUCCACAACAGUACAAACAAGUGCUUAUGUCCGGUGCAGUAGACAAAUACUAUCAGAUCGCUCGAUGCUUUCGUGAUGAAGCGUUGGGGGCAGAUCGACAGCCAGAAUUCACACAAAUCGAUUUGGAGAUGUCCUUUGUAUCUAUGGAGGAUAUCAUGGAGUUAAUGGAAGGGUUGGUCUCCGAGUUGUGGGCAAAGGUGGCGAAUCAUAAAGUUACCAUACCUUUGCAAAAGAUGUCAUACGAGGAGGCUAUGAAGAAGUAUGGAUCCGAUAAACCAGAUACUAGGUAUGAUAUGGAGAUUCUCGACUUGACGCCUCUAUUGGGGAAUGUAGAACAGGGGAUGAUGGUCGAAGCGUUCAAUGUGAAAGACGGUGCACGCAUGAUCAGUAACAAGCAAGCGGAUCGCCUAAAGGACGCGAUUCAGAAAGAGAAAUUCCCCCUUCUUGGGGGCACUAUUGAUCCCCGCGAUUUGUCCUUCGUUCGUAUAUCGGAAACAGGUGAAAAGGACUGGCUUAUGCGGUCCAAGAUUGUCGGCAGUACACCACCUGAUGCGUUGACCAACAUCAAUCAGUCCUUGGGUGUGCAACCUGGGGAUCUCAUCGUGGUGAAUCGACGGAGGGCCGGAUAUCUUGGCCCUCACACCAUUGUUGGGCGGGCCCGUGUGCAUGUUGCUAAAACGCUGGUUUCGUUAGGAAAGUUGGAGCUAGCUGGAAAGCUCAACUUUCUCUGGGUUCAUUCUUUUCCGUUGUUUUCUCCCUCCGAAACCCUUUCUACUCCGUCUGGACGUACGGCCUACGAGUCUACUCAUCAUCCCUUCACUGCACCCAUGUCAUCUGAUCUCCAUCUGCUGCAGAAUGAUGUAGCCGCGGUGCGUGGCCAACAUUAUGAUCUUGUUCUCAAUGGGCAAGAAAUCGGCGGCGGUUCCAUUCGUGUUCAUGACCCUCGCCUCCAGUAUUAUAUCUUUUCUGAAGUUCUUCGCAUUCCUCCUUCCAAAAUUGCACAAGAUUUUGGGCAUUUACUGGAUGCUUUACGUUACGGGUGUCCGCCGCACGGCGGGAUUGCGCUUGGGUUUGACAGGUUAAUGGCGAUUGUGUGUGACGCACCCAGUAUCAGAGACGUAAUCGCAUUCCCAAAACUGUCCGGAGGAGAUUUGUUUGUGGACAGCCCUUCAUCAGUGGCCGCUGAUUCUCUAAAGGAAUAUCAUUUGAAGGUUCUGGAUGGCUAAAAGCAUGGGUAGAUAGAUAGACUAGAUAAUUUAUUCAUAUUUAUGGCACAGAUAGGGGUAGCUAAGGACAGCAGUGGCGGGCGACAUGCUUAAUACGCGGAAUAAUCAUUCACCAUUCACUGUUUAGCU